CGGCCUGCGGGGGGUUGGACCAGUCAGCGACUCAGCGACUCAGCGGCGGCGUCGACGGCCGCAGCUGUUUCGUCUUACAUAGAGUAGAUAGAGUACGGUAGAGUACGGUAGAGUAGAGUACGGUAGUAGUGGCAGUGGUCGGCCAGCUGGUGUUUUGUCUCGCUCGUGGGUGAGAGAGCGAGAGAGCGGCACUUGGCUUGUGGCAAAGAGGGAGGCGAACGAACCAGUCAGUCAGUGGAUUACGUUCCCAUUCUUGAUCGACCAGUUGUAUGUAGGCGGCCAGUAAGCGGCCGGGGAUAGAGUACGAGUACAUGGGGAGAUGUGAUAGUACGGUACUUGUCACUCAAGAUAAAGCGAGCCCUGAUCCGAGAUUCCGAGUCCAGCGACUCAGCGACUCAGCGAGCCCUUUGAUUUCUAAACAAAUAGGAAAUGUUUCCUUUGUUCCUGGGGGGUUUUCUUUAUUUCUUCGGGGGUUUUUUUUCUUUUUCCCCUUCUUCUUUUUCUUUCUUUUUGUUCUUUUUCCUCCUUUAUUUGCUUCUUUUUUUCCUUCUUUUUUCUUUCUUCCUCCCCUUCGGUAAAAUCGGAAUCGACAUUUUGCACUCUAAUGAGCCACAUGUCAACGGCCACCGGCCACUCCGCACCACUCCGCACCACUCCCUCCACUCCCCCAGUGUCGUAGAUUGGCCGUGGUUGGUGGUCGACCAUAGUGGCAGACCGCAGUGGUGGUGGUGAGGGGCGGCCGGCGGGGUCGAGGGGUCGAGGGGCAGGGUUGUGUG
Molecule: messenger RNA, 776 nt
Organism: Tricharina praecox
Lineage: Eukaryota; Fungi; Ascomycota; Pezizomycetes; Pezizales; Pyronemataceae
Exons: 1
Coding region: 430-732 (100 amino acids)
Source: RefSeq, a predicted model, not a curated record